UCCAAAGAAUGUGUGCUACAGGGGAACCCACUCUGCUCAGUACAGCAACGCAAGUGGUCGUCUCUAAACGUGUUCACUACUUGUAGCAAUGCCUGACAACAAUAUUUUCGGGUCUUGGGACAUGAUCAGCAAUGUCAACUUUGAAGGAUUUAUGAAGGCACUUGAACUCAGCCUUGCUGUGCGUAAAGCUGCUGCAAUGCUCCGUCAGAAGAAAGUCAUAGAGCAGGCGGGUGACACCUACACUGUCAAAACCCUCAGCGUCUUCAGGAAUUAUAUUGUCUCCUUCAAGUUAGAUGAGGAAUUCAAGGAAUACACCAAAGGCAUGGAUAACAGACACUGCAAGUCGGUGGUGACGUGGCAAGGAAACAAACUGGUUUGCACUCAGGUGGGAGAGAAGAAGAAUCGUGGCUGGGCCCAAUGGGUGGAGGACGAUAAAUUACAUCUGGAGCUGUACUGCGAGGGUGAAGUUUGCAAGCAAGUGUUCAAGAGGAUUAAGUGAAAGGAGGAUGUUUAAUAAAAC
This is a messenger RNA of Engraulis encrasicolus (European anchovy), 520 nucleotides long. Its product is annotated as retinoid-binding protein 7-like. The transcript is spliced from 4 exons. The coding region runs from base 89 to 499 and encodes 136 amino acids. Gene Ontology annotation, biological process: fatty acid transport. The record is from RefSeq and is a predicted model, not a curated record. Gene Ontology annotation, molecular function: fatty acid binding. Gene Ontology annotation, cellular component: nucleus; cytosol. Lineage: Eukaryota; Metazoa; Chordata; Actinopteri; Clupeiformes; Engraulidae.